GGUGUUGUUUGACUGUGAACUUACAGUAUACAGCACGUAUUCUAACUCAUUGGACAAUACUAGCUAGCCUGCUACAUGUAAAUAGCUACAUGGGAAUGCACAUACUAAAUAUUUAAUCACAUUCCUCAUUGACAUUUCUGAAACUUUGCUUGCUAACGUUAGCUAACUAGCAAAGCACAUUGAUUUCAGAGACAGCAUGUCAGUAGAGACAGCUAUUUUGGACACAAAGAAAGAUGGAACAAUUCAAUGAAAGAGAAUAGGAUUGGCACCAUGCUUCCAGGCUACAGUCCUGUGACCCAGGCCCUGCUGGGGACUCUGUUCACCUGGGGCCUGACUUCUGCUGGGGCUGCCCUGGUCUUCAUCUUUUCCAGCCGACAGAAGCGGAUCUUGGAUGGAAGUCUGGGCUUUGCUGCUGGGGUGAUGUUGGCGGCGUCCUAUUGGUCGUUGCUGGCGCCGGCCAUAGACAUGGCAGAGGACUCGGGAAAGUAUGGCUCGUUUGCGUUCGUCCCUGUGGCGGUGGGCUUCGCCCUGGGCGCGGCCUUCGUCUACCUGGCUGACCUCAUGAUGCCUGCUCUGGGCAUAGGGGUGGACCCCCACAUAGCCCUGGCCCUGCCCCCAGACUCCAAACUGGCCAAGGAGGAGGACCCCCUGUUCCCAGCCUCAGACGAGAUGACCAUCAGGAUAGGUAGAGCAGGACCGCUCUCAGAUAAGCUUGAGAACGGAGGAGACGUGUACCAAAGGAGGAAAGGCCCCUAUGCCGAUGCUGGCUCUUCAGACUCCGAGGAACAGGAAGUGGGCAGUCGACAACAGGAUGGGGCAGGGCAAACAGGAAGCAGCUGGAGGCGCAUCGUCCUCCUGAUCCUGGCCAUCACCAUCCACAACAUCCCAGAGGGCCUUGCUGUUGGUGUAGGGUUCGGAGCCAUAGGAAAGACCUCAUCGGCCACGUUCGAGAGUGCCAGAAACUUGGCCAUUGGCAUAGGUAUCCAGAAUUUCCCAGAGGGCCUUGCGGUGAGCCUCCCUCUGCGAGGCGCAGGGAUGUCCACGUGGAAAGCCUUCUGGUAUGGACAGCUCAGUGGUAUGGUAGAACCAAUCGCCGGGUUGCUAGGCGCCGUUGCCGUGGUGCUGGCGGAACCACUGUUGCCAUACGCCCUGGCCUUUGCUGCCGGGGCCAUGGUGUAUGUGGUGGUUGAUGACAUCAUCCCAGAGGCUCAACUCAGGGAGGGAGAGUGGGAGAGGAGCAAAGACACGGUCCCCCUGGAAUGUUCUGGUUUUCACAACCCUGGGCGUAUUGUUUGCUUUAAAAUUCAAGACGGGAAGCGAGCUGUCUUUUGGCUUGUCCUCUCUUCAACAUCCAACAUUUUGUUGGGAACGGUAAGUUGGCUUCCUGGACCUCCAUCCUGGGCUUUGUGGUGAUGAUGUCACUGGACGUUGGGCUGGGCUGAGGCUUCGCAUGGAACACCGCUGAUGUCACAGAAUAUGACAAUCAGCAGACCUCGAAAGAAGAAAAUGGACCAAAUUUGCCUUUUCUCCAACUGCUUGCUUUUAUUUUAGUUUAUUAUAUGAUUUUUUUAUGUUGGAAUUAUAUAUUUUGUGCAUUUCAUCCAACGAUCUGCAUAUCCAUUGAUUCUCAUUUUACACCUAGUCGGCUCAGGGAUUCAAACCAGCCACCUUUCAGUUACUGGCCCAAAGUUUUUAACUUCUAGGCUGCUGUCAUGUGUGCUCCCUCUCCGGCCUCUAGGUCACCAGGCUGCUCGUUAUGGCGAUACACCUGUCACCAUCGUUACGCUCACCUACCCGUCGUCAGACUCACCUGGACUCCGUUACUUCCCUGAUUACCUUCCCUAUUUAUGUCACUCCCUUUGGUUCCUUCCCCAGGCGUUAUUGUUUCUGUUUCAGUUUCAUGUCUGUGCGUUGUUCGUGUUUCUUGUUUUGUUUUAUGUUUCGUUUAUUGAUUAAAUCACUCACUCCCUGAACUUGCUUCCCGACUCUCAGCGCACAUCGUCACAGCUGCUAGCCGCCCUGAUUCUCGAAGAACAUAACUUACAAAUACCUCAUGAGCUUAGUGCAACUGUCGUACCCUAUCAGAACCCAAAAUAAUAAUCUUGUUUUACUCCGAUGUUUGUAAACAAUUUAAAUGUAAACAAGCACUGUAUAGCCUCAUAACAUGGUUAAAACUAUAAUUUGGAUAUCAUGGAUGGUCAGUCUUUGUAUCCAUAGCUAUGUUUAUGAAUUUGAGAGUGGUUACAUUUCUCCAGCCUUAACCCUCAGCAUUUUACCAAAGCAGUGGUGGGGUUGGAGCUUUGUUAUUGUUUCAACUGCAGAUUGCCCCUUUAGGAAGCUCAACCAAAUCAAUUUUUUUUCUUCUGAAAAUGCAACAACAACAAAAAAUUGAUACUGGAUCCUAAUUAUAAAAUGUGACAAUACUUGAAGUUUGAUGUUUGUAUGACUAGUUUAGAUUGGAACUGAGACAGCCGUGUAUGAAAAGUUGAUAUUUUGUUACGCCUCUAAGGGCUUAUGCCAUUUUGGCUCCAGCUGUGUCGACCACUACACAGUUGUACCUCAACGCUGUGUUUUGAAGGCUAGUUAUGGUCACUGAAGGAAACACAGGGAUCUGUGUCUACAGACAUGUCACGAAUAACCAGCCGAAUGUGUUGGUUUGCCGGAUCUUUGCUCAGACAAGAAUGUACUGUAAUAUAUUCAGAAAUGGUGCACACCCUGAUUCAUUCAGGAUGGCAUGAUGUUUUCAUCUUCCACGAAGUAAACAUUUAAAUGACAGAGUGAUUCGUAAUGCAUGGUCCACUGUGUGAUACUGCCUUUGGAUGAAGGGAAUGGGAAUAGCAACAUUUUACAGCUAGCUUCUUUCUUUUGUCAAUCUUAGCACACCUUUCCAUUCUUAUUGUAUUGUUAUUAUAAUAUUGUGACAUUCCGCUAUUCUUACAGAUGAAAUGAAAUGACUAAUGUGAAGUUUGUGUGAGAAAUCAGCUGUCACAGCUAGCCAAAUGGAAUGCUAGCUACAUAACUCAAAUGAAACCUCCUUUUUGCCUUUCCAUUUUUUUUCCCCCAUUCGUAAAAUUUACUGUACUGCGUGAGGCAGGGGGGCUUUUAAACCCUUGGGACCAAUUAGGAUAAGGACUUCCCUUGUCCAUGUGAUCUCAUUCAUUGUGAUCUAAAAGGCUAAACUGGUCCUAAAUCAGUACUCCUACCCGGACACGCUUGAUACAAACUGCCCCUUGUUGCCCUGCCUGACUCUGUUCUAGCGGGGGGGGGGACCAUUCCCAAGGAAACGUGAGCGAGAUGUGUUAUUGAUGGCGAUGAGGAUGCAAUAAACCAAUACUGCUUCCA
Messenger RNA from Salmo salar (Atlantic salmon), 3342 nucleotides. NCBI's taxonomy places the organism in Eukaryota, Metazoa, Chordata, Actinopteri, Salmoniformes, Salmonidae. The record is from RefSeq and is a predicted model, not a curated record.